AUGAAACACUGGAGUCUUAAAGGAGGCCUGGGUGUGAAGAAGCCGCCAGUGGCUCCCAAACCCAAACUCGCCCCCUCGGUGAAGCUCUCGCCUCCUCCCAUCGCUCCCAAACCUGAUCUUCUCCUCUCCCAGCCUUCCCAACCCUCCCCCCUUCUUACCCAACCCUCCCCUGCCGUGCUAAAGAGAGCCAAACCUGCUGUGGCGCCCAAACCAUGCCUCUCCAAAACCUCUGCCCCUCCAGCCCCGGCUUCUCCCCCACCCCUCAGACCCAGAGUACCCCAAACCCCAUCCCAGGAGUGCCGGGGGGCUGGGGACGACAGCCUCUUCUUCCUCAACUCCAGAAACGGGAUCCUGUCGCAGCCCAUCCUGCGCGACUCGGACUACAUCAUUCCUACGUGCUCCUGUGGACUCCAGGACUGCUCCCAAUGCAAACGACUAGGGAAUGGGAACAUUACAGUGGUCGGGAGCAAUACGCUCGGCUCCUGGCCAAACGGGAAUGCCACUGAAAGCACUGGAACACUGGUAGCCAAUCUGCCGGGUAAAACAGAGAACGGAGACAGUGAGGAGAGCGGGGGAGUGACGAACACCCUCCAUCUCAGGCUCAAGGACAAACCUCAGAGACAGGAGGGGCAGAGGGAUGGAGAGGGGAGCAGGGAUGAAGAGAAGCUGCAGGAGAACAAAGAGGAGAGACAGAAGAACCAGAAAGGACAGGAGGGAGACCGACACCAUUCCCACUCCCCUCAUCCUCCCACUGGAAGUCUCCCCUAUCCGCAACCCCCCACAGACAGUCCCUCCCACCUGCACCCUCUCUCAGACAGUCCCUCCCACCCGCACCCCCUCUCAGAUAGUUCCACCCACCCGCACCCCCGCACAUUUUACCCCCCACCCUCGCCCCCUCCCAGGUGGACAGUGAGCCUGACAGCACCCCCCCACACAGACAAUAGUACACAGUGUUCCAGAAUACCCAGGCUACCCACUGACCUCUCGUUCCCUGCCGCUCCCAGUAAGCCCCUGCCCGUGCCGCUGCCACGUAAGCCCCGGAAACCAGCCCUGGUAAGGCAGGAUGGCCUGGAGGCCAGCACCCAGGAGGGAGAGACAAAGAACCGCACACAGGGGGAAGAGGUGGGGGAGUCUGAGGGGAGUGGGGGGAGAUGUGUCACCUCAGAGAAGGAAGAACACACCCAGGGAGUGUAUGACAGUCCCUCUCCCUCCCAGGGCCCUGAAGUUGAAGAGGAGCCUCACCCUGUGCCUCCACCUAGACAGAAGUCUCUCUCCCCCCGCCUCCACAGAGCCAUCCACUGUCCCCCCUCCCUCAACCGAAACACCUCCCACUCUCUGGACUUGCUCUCUCAGCCUGAGCUCAAUGCACUGACCUCAGAGAGAAGAGGAGGAGGAGAGGAGGAAGAGGAGGAGAAGGAAGAAGAAGUUGAGGAAGGGUACGGAGACUUUGAGCGCUACCCCAUCACCCGGAGCCUGCCCAAACAGAUCAAGCUCAGCUGCCGCCCGCCCCCCGUCGGUUUGACAAUGAAGGCCAGCUCAGCGGAAGAGGGAGGGUCACCCAGGGCCCCGCCCAGGAAGCCCCAGAGACACAGCCUGCCAGCGGGUGCCCCCCCGUCCAUCACACCCCCUCCACCCCCUCCGCACCACACCAACACCCCCAUGAGGGAGCUGCCUGCCACCCCACAGGAGAAACCAGCCUGGCGCUUCCCAAGGCCCUUCUUCAGCAGGCAGAGCUCCUCCAGACACAGCAGCGGCAGCAGCAGCCGAGGGCCCCCCCAGGGGAAAGCAGCUCUGCUGGGAGGGAAACAGAGGGCCCAGUCCUUCUCCUCGGCUGACCUGCUGGCCCGCUCCGGCGGCACCAAGAGGAGCCUUUCUUUCCGGAAGCUUCUGGAGCUGCGGUUGUCUGUCAGGAUGUUGCCACGGUUACUGACCAGAAGCGGCGAGUCUCUGGAUUGUACCAGCGUGGAGCCGGGCGGUCGGACGGGGAUGGUGGACCAGUCCAAUGGCAGCGCGGGGGUGUCUGGCGGGGAUGGAGAGGGGUCGGUGGAGUAUGAGAAUGUUCCGCUGUAUGAGGAGAUACCGGAGUACAUGAACCUGCCUUUCCUCAGCGCACGGCUGGGCUGGCCACUCACACACAGUCUGGACCCAAGCACACACAGACACAGUGACUCAGACGUCUAUGAGGUGCAGGAUCCAUACGAGAGCCACUGCGACUAUAAGCGACCCCAUUCCAUUGACUAUGAGAGGGGCUGGCAUGGAUUGGAUGAUGCUCACUCUGAGGAGGAAGUCCACAGCUCUGACGAGGAUGACAACAGCUCCACCUCCAGCAAGGAGCACCUGGAGCUGUCAGAAGAAGACAGACAGCAGGAGGAUGAGGUGAAGAGGAAAAAGCUGGUGCAUAUCGCCCAGGAGAUCAUGAGCUCUGAGAAAGUGUUUGUGGACGUCCUGAAGCUCCUUCACAUAGAUUUCCGGGACGCAGUUGCCAAGGCGACGCGACAGAACGGCAAGCCGGUGGUUGAAGAGCGUAUUCUAACCCAAAUCCUCUACUACCUGCCUCAACUAUACCAGCUCAACCGAGACCUGCUCCGGGAGCUAGAGGAGAGAGUGGCCCACUGGGGGGACCACCAGAGGCUGGCAGACAUCUUUGUUCAGAAGGGACCGUACCUGAAGAUGUACUCCACCUACAUCCGGCAGUUUGACAACAACGUGGCUAUGCUGGAUGAACAGUGUAGGAAAAACCCUGGCUUCGCAACUGUGGUCCGGGAGUUUGAGAUGAGUCCUCGAUGUGCCAGCCUGGCUCUGAAGCACUACCUGCUGAAACCUGUACAGAGAAUCCCCCAGUAUCAGCUUCUGCUCACAGAUUAUCUGAAGAACCUUCCUGAGGACUCGUCUGACUACAAAGACACGCAGGCUGCUCUGGGCAUAGUGAAGGAGGUGGCCAACCAUGCCAACGACAUCAUGAAACAAGGGGAUAACUUUCAGAAGCUGAUGCACAUUCAGUACAGUCUGAACGGACAGCAUGAGAUUGUUCAGCCGGGCAGGGUGUUUCUUAAGGAGGGCACUCUGAUGAAGCUGUCCAGGAAGGUCAUGCAGCCACGGAUGUUCUUCCUGUUCAAUGACACUCUUCUGUACACCACUCCGGUUCAGUCUGGUCAGUAUAAACUCAACAGCAUGCUCUCUCUGGCGGGCAUGAAGGUGAGUAAGCCCAGUCAGGAGGCGUAUCAGAAUGAACUGAACAUUGAGAGUGUGGAGCGUUCCUUCAUCCUGUCUGCCAGCUCGGCCACAGAGAGAGAUGAGUGGCAGGCGGCCAUCGCCACGGCGAUAGACGACCACACCAGGAAGAAGAUCACCUUCAUCUCCAGCCGUAGUCAGGAGGAGGCUGAUGGUGUGUGUGACAGUGGGGCCCCGCUGGGUUCUAAGGCCCCUAUCUGGAUCCCAGACCUGAGGGCCACCAUGUGUAUGGUCUGUACCUGUGAAUUCACCCUCACCUGGAGACGCCACCACUGCCGAGCCUGCGGGAAGGUUGUGUGUCAGACGUGCUCGUCCAAUAAGUUCUAUCUAGAGUACUUGAAGAACCAGCCGGCUCGUGUGUGUGAUCACUGCUUCGUCAAGCUACAGGAGAACAGUGACCGUGUUGCUUCUGGGGCGCUGUCUCCUACUGGCAGAUCUGGGGGAUUCUCUUUCUCCAGGAAACAGAAGAAGAUCCCAGCUGCUCUCAAAGAGGUGUCUGCAAACACAGAGAACUCCUCCAUGAGUGGCUACCUACAGAGGUCGAAGGGCAACAAGAAGCAAUGGAAGAGGCUAUGGUUCGUCAUCAAGAACAAAGUCCUGUACACCUACGCCGCCAGCGAGGACGUAGCUGCUCUAGAGAGCCAGCCUCUGCUAGGCUUCUUCCUGCGGGAGGAGAAGUGUGGCCCUUUCCAGAAGCUGCAGUUUAAACUGUACCACAAAAACACCCUGUUCUAUAUCUUCAAGGCUGACGACAUCCCCACUGCACAGAGGUGGAUAGAGGCUUUCCAGGAGGCCAUGAUUCUUUAACACCUAAACCAGUCAGCUCAUGUUCUUCCCCUGGAGCCAGUGGACACGGAUACCCUUUUGAUCCUUGACCUCUAGACACAUGUCAGGGGUCCGAAAGCUCAGGAAGCACUCCCCACACCCCGAGCCCUGAUGAACCGGUCCGGCUGCCUGCCAGGAGACCCCAGAGUCCCAGUGGUGUAAAGAACAGACAUCAAUGUCUUUCUAGUGAAAAUAUGGACUUUGUGUCAGCUCUACAUUGUAAAUGUUGGGAUCCGUUGAAAGUUUGACCUUGGUAAAACUACUAUGCUUCCAGUGGAGCUCUGAGGUUAUGGGCAUGUUGAGCCUCACAGGCUGCUUAUCUAUCUGCUCUUGAUCUUAGAUGGAAAUGUUAUGUGUCACAGCUGUGGGUCAAAGGUUAUGUCCUGAAGCGUGUGUGUAAGUGUUAACAGAAUUAUUGUCUGUGGACAGCCUGCUACCUUAUACAGGGGUUCCCACGGUCCACAAAAAGCCUUGAAAGUCAUUGAAAAGGAUUUGAUUUAAAUUGCUAUUGAUUUACAUUAUCCCUGAAAAGUUCAAGGAUUUCAUUUUUUUUUGGGGGGGGGGGCGGGGUGUAACGUAUUAUAAGAAAAGUUUAAACUCAAAUAUUGAUGAAUUAUGGAAAUUGGAAUGGUGAUUAGAGUGGGAACCUUGCAUGAUGGGAUGGAUACCAGUUACAAAGAAGGGUGAGACGCAGUGCGUUCUCUCUGAGUAGGGAAGCUUCUCUGGUGCACUGCAGGUGGUUGGAUUCAACUGUGAAAAAACAGGGUGCCACAGAGACACAGGAGAUGAGCAUUUUGCCCCUUAGAAAUAUAGCAAAAUUACAGGGGUCGGUUUAUAUUGUUAUUCUCUGUUAGGCUUAACUCAGUACAUCUACCACAUGUAUAAUGCAGUAUACUGGAUAAAACUGGAAAUGGCAUAAUGUCAAUAUUUUACUACACAGCCUAUAGAACAAAUGCAUUUUUAAAGAGUAUAUGUUAGAAUCAGAUGCGGUGCUUGGGCAAUAUUUAGAAUUGGGAGAGUAAAAUAUACCUUUUUUUUUCUAAAAGUCAAGAGAUAAUAUUUAUAUAGAACUGUACAUUUCUCACUGUCCAUAAUUAUGUGAUUUUAGAAAUAUGAUUUAUUUGAUAACAGAUACUAUCUUUGUCACUUUUGUAAUAAGUAGUAGCUACCUUUUGUAUUGUAUGCCAUGAUGGUUGUAAAAGCACGUGUUGUAACAAUGCCUCACUAGUUUGUUUUAAACUGCCACAACAGACUUGUUGGAUUCAUUAGGAGGAAUCUUUUAAUCCAGGCCUCAUUUGUAUCAUUUUUUAAUUGAAUAAUUUAAAGUGAACAGAUGACAAAAUAAUGCUUGUCUUUUGAGGUGGAAUGGAGAAUGAAAUGUAUCCCUGAGGAAAUGCUCACUAGCAAUAAAGCAACAUCCAGACGGUGCCUUAAAUAUGCGCAAUUAUCUUUUAAUAAUAUAGAUACAGAGAACGUUAUUUCAUCAUGUGGUGCAUUGUUUAAUUAAUUAUUCAUUUGAAUUAGGAUAUUCUAUUAUCACAGUGACUACUUUGGCCGGCACAUCUGACAUUAAACAGUGUAAAUAUCCAUUAUGUAUUUAAAUAGAAAAUUGUUUCGAGUUUACAUUUAGUACUUCAAAUGUACUAAUCGGGUUGCACUACUACACCAUUGUGGCAGUUGGCCUUAUGGGAAAUGAAGUUUAUAACACAGAGAAGCAUUAGGGAUAACUCAAAACAGAUCAUAUUUUAUAGAGACUAAAUGUCCCUCCACCCUAAUACACAAUCACUAGAGAGCCAUCGUGUCUCAUCUGUAAAUAAUAUUUCUACAGAACUGUCAGGCACCACUUUUUAAUAAAACCUAUGAAAGUGACAUUGCAUCUUGGCCUAAUUUCAUGCUUUGAGACAUCAAGGGAUGAGGGAGUUAAUACAUCUUUCCUCCUUAGAUUACUGUCACUUGAGUUAUUUUAUUGCAUAGU
Oncorhynchus gorbuscha (pink salmon) is the source of this 6031-nucleotide messenger RNA. Its product is annotated as FYVE, RhoGEF and PH domain-containing protein 6-like. Bases 1 to 4038 code for a protein of 1345 amino acids. Gene Ontology annotation, molecular function: metal ion binding; guanyl-nucleotide exchange factor activity. Gene Ontology annotation, cellular component: cytoplasm. The record is from RefSeq and is a predicted model, not a curated record. Lineage: Eukaryota; Metazoa; Chordata; Actinopteri; Salmoniformes; Salmonidae. The transcript has 21 exons.